ACAAAACAAGUAGAGCAAAAUUUACUUCUAUACAUACCACAGGAACAAAAACCUUUGUUGAAAUACGAUAUGAAGAGAUGAUGAAAAAUAUUGAUGGAAGAGAGCCAUCUCGUGCAGAAAUGUUCAUCAUGACACAUAAGCCUAAAAAUGAGGAAACCAAAGAGAUUAUUUCAAAGCUUGAGGAUGCAAUUUCUUCGCAUUCAAUAGAACCAGAGAAAAACUCAACCCGAGAUGAUGUAUUUUCCCAAGUCUUUGGAAAAGAUCGACAUGGUUAUGUGCGCACAUAUGGAAAAGGGGUUUCACCUUUCGAUCUAUGGGGAUCUAACUCCCGAGUUGGAAUACAAAAAUUAAUUGAUGAAGUUCAAAGGAAUGCUCAGGUUGAACUACAAAGCAUGAAAAACAGAAUGCAAGAGGAAAUGGAAAUAAAGCUAAAAGAGCAAGUGAAGGAGCAAGUGGAAACCAAACUAAAAGAGCAACUAGAAGCAAUGAAAGUUGAGCUUCUAAACAACUUCAAAAUCGCUUUUACUCAAAUCCCAAGUUAUGCUCCAGAAGUAAUGGUUUCAAAUUUGAAUAAAGAGGAGGUGGACAUUGAAGAUGAUCCAACAUUGAAGAUGAUGGAUAAUGAUGACAACAUCUCUCAUAAAGUUAUUGAAGAUCCUACAAGUGAGCUCCUAGAGAAAAAUGCACAUGCCUUGAUCUUUCCAUUCACUCAUACUAGCCCCAGGAGAAAAAAUGAAAAAGUGCAUAAAACUAACACCAAGUUAACUAAGAGGUUAUUAUCAUAUUUUUUCUUUAUUUUUCUUUUAUAUUAUCUAUCAAUUAAUUUUGUUAAUAAUAUUUUGGAACAUAUCUUACUAUUUCUUUUAUCCAGGAAAUUAGAAGAUCUUAAUGUUGAAAUUGUCACACUUGAUAAAUAUCUUAGCAUUCUCAAACAUCCAUCCAAUGCCUUUGAGCUUUUCUUGCAAGAAUUUGCAAACAACUAUAAAGAAACAAAAGUUGAUUUAGACAAUUUUGAAAGGGAAUUAGAGUCUUAUUUCAAUGCAGCAACUAAACUCAAAAGAAAAUUACAUUUGAGUACAUUAAAGGAAAGUGUUGUUGAAGGAAAAGAAAUAGGAAAAAGAGAGCGGAAACCUAAAAUUCAUUUUGACGGGACUGACGUAAAAAUAUUGAAACAAGAGAAAUCUCACAAGUUUGCUAAAUGA
Messenger RNA from Vigna unguiculata (cowpea), 1202 nucleotides. RefSeq lists its product as uncharacterized. The record is from RefSeq and is a predicted model, not a curated record. NCBI's taxonomy places the organism in Eukaryota, Viridiplantae, Streptophyta, Magnoliopsida, Fabales, Fabaceae.